GCUGUAAUUGAAUAUAUUAAAUCGGCAAGUAGAAGUAUGUCUUCGACUAGUGUUGAAUAUCCACCAGAUUGUAAGCCAGUUAAUGUGAAUUGUUCUAAUACAGAAUUGUUGAAGCGUUUAAAGAUUCUCAGUGAAGCUUUGAAAAAUGAAAUUGCUAAUAAGGAGAAUGGCAUUCCAAAUCGUUUCACGGAUCUUAUGCUUCAUCUUACCAAAUCACAGUUUAUUAGCAACAAAAAUAAGGAUGUAAAACUGUUGUUAGGGUGCUGUAUAGCAGACAUUUUUCGUAUGUUUGCUCCUAGUACACCGAUUCAAGAUUUGUCGAGACUUAAGGCAUGUUACAAUUACAAAUUGCUUAACUUUUUUAGAUGUAAAGAUGUAUUAUUAUUAUUUACAACAGUGAUAGGAAACCCCCCAGAUAAGAAAACUGCAAUGUACCAGUGUUAUUUGUAUUUCAUUGAGGCUAAAACAAUGCAGUUGGCCUUGAGAUUAGAUGAUGAUGCAUAUAUAAUUUUGCAUAAUUUAAUUAAAAAGUCAUUCAAUAGCAUGAAUGAAAAAAAUGCUGAUGAACACAUUCAAGGAAUGAUGGUAGGAAUGUGCUCCAAGUUGAUUCAGAAGGUGGAUCAGAUCUCAAAUAUCAUCUUGGAUGCAAUUUUUUUCUUCAUCGUACAACCUCAAAAGAUUAAUAAUCGUGAAUCUUAUCGUAUGGCUCGAGAUUUAAUACGAACAAACCAGAUGACUUUAGAACCAUAUAUCGCUGUGCUAUUAAAACGAGGGCUAGAGACAGGUGUUUUGGAUGACUGUGAACUAAUAUCGCGAAAAAAAUUGUUCGAUUUAAUUUGCGAAUUGGGCAGAUUUGCUCCUGAAAUAAUUUCAUCCGUGUUUCCAUCGCUUAUCAAACAGCUUCAUAGUGAUGUUGUUACUGCACGCCGUGAAGCAGCUCGUUUAUUUGGUAGCCUUUUUGGAGAUCAGAAUUCUCAUUUGGCUGAAGAUGAACCUGAUGUUUGGGACAAAUACAUGAAACGGUUUGCAGAUGUUGAUACUGAAAUUCGUCGUAUAUGCGUGAAAGAUGCUGAAAAUAUUCUUGUUUUUCAUCCCGGAUUAAGGGGUGAAGUUACAGAUGCUGUUAUAUUGCGUUCUCAAGAUGUUGAUGAAAACGUGAGGCUAGAAGUUAUCACUAUGGUACAGAGACUCACAAAACGGAAAUUUGAAGCAAUAAGUGAAAGACUUCUCACGCAUGUCAUCGACAGAAUACGAGACAAAAAGGCAAAAAUUGUUCUGAUUAACAUGAUCAGAGUGCGACAUACAGCAAUACGCGGACUUUCCCAACUACAUCGCACAGUUUUUACCGACGACUCAUUGACAGUUCUAGAACGUUCCUCUGUUUCGAGCAUAUUUUCUUCCAUCAUGAAUCAUUACUUUCAGCCAAUUCCAGGAGAUAGAGCACUGGAGCAAAUCUUAGCAAAGCAGUCGUUUCAAAAACGACUUCUGCAUGACCUUGUUGUAUUGAUUGAUUUAAAUGAUAAUGGUCAAAAAAGCGAAGCAAUUGACGAUAUUGUGAAACGUAUUGUUGAAUGUAAUCCUGAUCCAGCAAAAUUUUCACUUUCUUUUAGACAUUUUAUGACAGCCUUGUCCAAUGAUAAGCAGAUGAUGUUAUUCAUGAAGUAUAUAACAGGAGAUGAUUAUACUUGCAAAAAAGUUGAAGCAGCUGUUUUCGAAAUUUUGCAACGUUUACAAAAGCACAAGGUAUCAUCAGAAUGUAUCGAUUCCAUAAAAUGUCUGUUUGAAUGUUGUUCUCCACUUCAAUUUGAUCAGAUUGCAGUAUCAUUUUUAAUUCACAGAGUGGUUGCAUUAAUAAAAACUAGUGUUGACAGUAACGAGCUCAGCCAAUACAGCAAAUUGAUUAAGCUUCUAAAGAUAGUUGCAGAUGCAUACGCACAUUGUUUUGUUAACCAGUGUGCACUGGAAAACUUGGUGAAAUUAAUGGAUAUUGAGAAUUUUCCUGGAAUUGAAGAUUUUCUUUCGCUGACGAUAACAAUCUCUGCUGAACUUAGGAAGAGUGAAUUUUUGGAUAAAAAUAUAGUAGCCACAUUUGUGAAAUAUUGUGAAAGCAUUGUUUUCGAUUGUUCUCCUCGUGCUGCUAAAUAUGCUGUUCGCUGUAUUUCAAAAUUGUUGGAUACUGAGCGAGCUCGAGUGAUUCUGGGGAAUAUUUUUCAAAAAACUGUACUACGUGUUUCGACAUCGAAUCCAAAUUGCUGUACGGCACUAGAGACACUGAAUGCCUGCGUGGAAGUGAAUCCUAUGCAGUUCUGCAGCGAGCUUCAUGAAAUACUCAAAUCGAAAGUUAUGGAAAUUUUGUUUGAUAUAGAAGAUUGUGGUAAUGAUAUUGAUCAAGACAGUUCAGAGCAAUUGAAUGAUGAAGUAGCUCUGAAUAACAAUUAUGUAAAAAUCAAGUGCAAAUCACAAACAGGUUUGCAAUAUAAACACUGUAAAAUUCAAAUCCAUGAAUUUGGAGCAUUUCAGAAACAAUGCUUGAAAUUUAUUGCGAAGUUUUUGGUAUCUGUAGCAAAUUUUUCGACUUGCGAUGUUGACCCAGCAGCUAAACAUAUUUUGCAGUUUUAUUCUUCUUUGCUGAAGAAUAAAGGAAAUAUUUUCAAAAAACAGUGUGGCCAAAAUCAUAUGGCUGAGCUUCGUUUAGUUGCUGGAAAUUCCAUGUUGAAGCUUGCAACAAAACCACGCUAUGCUAAAUUUUUCAGCAUCAGCGAUUUUCUUUCAUUAUCUACACUUGCUUAUGACCAAGUAUGCGAGAUUCGGCGUCGAUUUUUUGCUAAAUUAAACAAACAUUUGAUCACUCUUCAUUUGCAUGUCGAAUAUAUGGGAUUGUUUGCGCUCGUUGGUUUGGAUGAUGAUGAAGGUUUCAAAAAUAAAAUACGCGUUUUCAUAAAUGCUAAUAUUACUAAAAGACGCAAAUAUAUGGAAAGAUGGAGCACUGAAGGCGUUGCACUAUGUUAUCAACCGGAAUAUUGUCUUGCAUAUGCAGUUUACGUUCUUUCAAAGCUGCCGACAUUUGAAUCUAUCGAAUGUGAAUCGGAACUUCGUCGACUCUCAAAGUACGCUCUAUAUUUUUAA
Molecule: messenger RNA, 3126 nt
Organism: Thelazia callipaeda (thelaziosis nematode)
Lineage: Eukaryota; Metazoa; Nematoda; Chromadorea; Rhabditida; Thelaziidae
Source: the annotation of a GenBank genome assembly